This is a messenger RNA of Cyprinodon variegatus (sheepshead minnow), 2636 nucleotides long. Its product is annotated as dual specificity testis-specific protein kinase 1-like. Gene Ontology annotation, molecular function: ATP binding; protein serine/threonine kinase activity. The transcript has 8 exons. NCBI's taxonomy places the organism in Eukaryota, Metazoa, Chordata, Actinopteri, Cyprinodontiformes, Cyprinodontidae. Gene Ontology annotation, biological process: positive regulation of stress fiber assembly; protein phosphorylation; actin cytoskeleton organization. Bases 597 to 2453 code for a protein of 618 amino acids. Gene Ontology annotation, cellular component: nucleus; cytoplasm. The record is from RefSeq and is a predicted model, not a curated record.
UGUGCCAGCCUUGAACCUGGAUCGGAUCAGCACCGGAGACAUCAUCCCAACUGCGAAGAGGCGCCGAUGGAACCAUCCCAGACGGGAUUAUCCCUGUAGAACCCACAACCAGAACCAGAACCAGAACCGGUCCGAGCCGGUUCCAACCGGAAGCUUGUCGCUCAGAGACCCGAUAUGAGGAGCGGCUGAGCGGCCAGGAGCUGCUGUCUGAACAGGACCGAGGAUUAUUUCGUGGCUGCUGGUGGUGCUGAUGGUGCUGAUGGGGUUCCAGCCUCCAGCCGACCGAGAUGCUGGAUGGAUGCUCCGCCACGGUGAGGCGUUCAGGGCCGGCUGGGAUUUUUAAGAGCGAGGUAGAGUUUGAGCGUUUGGAAACUUGUGAGGAUGGACAACCUUCAGAGGAACAUUGGGGAUUAUCCAUGGCAUCAUCAUCAUCAAAGAUGGAUUCCUCUCUGAUUGGUCGCUGGAGGCCGCUGCUGUGAAAAGAUGAGAUCAUAGUGAGAUCAGGUUCACCUUUACUCCUACCGAGGUUCACCUGGAUUCUGCUGAUGGUGAGAGGCACCAUGUCAGAGAGGUCUAACCCAGCCUGCUGAGGAACCAUGGACUACCACACCGAGUGCUGCCUGUGUAAUGCUGACGAUGGUCCAGGAGGUCUGGAUGAGCUCCACAGCAUCCACGCUCCCAACCGGAUCCGGCCGUCCUCAUACAGAGCGCUGCGGAGCGCCGUGUCCAGCCUGGCCCGCAUCGAUGACUUCUUCUGUGAAAAGAUCGGCUCAGGCUUCUUCUCUGAGGUCUUCAAGGUACGUCCUGUUGGGGGGGGGGCAUCUCAUCAUCAGAACAAUAACCUGCUGUCUUUCCACACUGUUCAGUACAUCAAUGGAGGCAACCUGGAGCAGCUGCUGGACAGCGACCUGUACCUGUCAUGGAGCGUGAGGAUGGGACUGUCUCUGGACAUCAGCCGAGGACUGGAGUACCUGCACAGCAAGGGCAUUUUCCACCGAGACCUGACCUCUAAGAACUGUCUGGUCCGCUGUGAAAACGGCGCCUUCACCGCUGUGGUUGGAGACUUUGGCCUGGCAGAGAAGAUUCCAGUCUACAGUGUUGAGAAAAUGAUGCAUGGUUCAAAGCUCUUCAUCAAAAACAAAGUGGAGAACGACUUUGGUCUGGAUGUUGCAGCCUUUGAGAACAUGAUUGGAGAUUGCCCCACGGCGUUCUUCAGCCUGGCUGUGACCUGCUGUAAUAUGCGUGCAGAGAGACGUCCCUCAUUCUCUGAUAUUGUCUCCACAUUGGAGGCCCUGCGAGGAGAGGACAAACACGCAGCCAUCACUCUUGAGCCGCCGAUGGUGACUGUCAGCCCAUACCGGCGCCGCAGCUCCCCCUGUCACCCCGGAGACCACGGCCAACCCAGGAAGGGCCUGGCCAGGAGCCAGUCAGAUAUGACGCCCCCAGGAACCCUGACCCCGCCCCUCCUUGGAACACCUGCGCGGGUCAACCCCUUCUCCCUCCGCAGAGACCUAAACGGCGGGCGGUGUAAACUGCUGGACACGCCCAGCAAGUCGGUCAUCUCCCUGACCUUCGCCCUGCCAGCGCGGGAUUCCUGUUGCUCCCCCCGCCUCCUCAGAGGUACAUCAGGGAUACAAGCUCCACCCAGGAGGUGUCAGUCGCUCCCCAGUACGCCAGAAAUCAGCCGGACUGCAGCGUUCCCCUGUGACAGCAGGCAGGAAGAGGGCAGGCGGGGGCAGGUUGGCUCUAUGGAGGCUGAUGGGACGGUGGGGGGGUCAGAGAGGACGGAGGUUACUGAGGAGGGGGGCGGGGAUGCUGGUCUGCCUCUGGAGCUGGAGAUGGUUUCUCUGGAGCGGCUGGAGGAGGAGGAGGAGGAGGAGGAGAACAAUGAGGAGAGUGUCUGUCUCCAUGAACCCAUGGACUGCACCAAGUCCCCAGAACCAGCCAAGAGACCCCUAAACUCCGCCCACCUCAGACCCCUGCUGACCAACGGCUGGCGGCGGCCCAUCUCCAACGGACCGCCUUCUUUUCCUGCUCUGCCAAAGCUGGACAACAACAACCUGUCGGAGCUGGUGAUUGGCCAGCCGGUCCAAUGGGGGCGGGGACGGUACUCCAAUGGAUGCAGUGACGGCCAGGUCCCGCCCUCUGACCUCACAGGCUCCUCAGAACGAGAUGAGGUCACUUCCUGUCCAAGCUGCUGCUUAGUAGGUCUGAGUUUCCCCUCCAUGUGCCUCCGUGGCUCAGCGGCUGUCCCCGUCUCCCGGCGAAGGGCGUCGUUACCCCGACAACGGCAGUACCAGAACCUCAACGGUACAAUAACUGGUAGCAGUGCUUCCUCUUCCUCAGCCGCCGCUACCAAAACGCUCCUGUAUCGCAGCAGCAACGGACUGGUGGUGACGGACCGGUCCACUCCACGUGAGCCCAGCCGCUCCCUGCCGGAGGCGCAGUCUUAGCUCCCCCUCUGACCCACUUUAAACCCAAAGCUGAUGGUCUGAGAGGUGGACGGAGGUAGAAGGUCAUCAUGGCGGCUGAAAGGAAACGCCUCAGCGCGUCUGUUAGAGUCCAUAGAUGGUCCAAAGGUUCCGGAACGCUGGUGGAUCGCUUCUGCUCCGUACAGCAGAGUGAUGCUUGUGUUC